Messenger RNA from Ctenocephalides felis (cat flea), 1391 nucleotides. RefSeq lists its product as uncharacterized. NCBI's taxonomy places the organism in Eukaryota, Metazoa, Arthropoda, Insecta, Siphonaptera, Pulicidae. The transcript has 5 exons. The coding region runs from base 26 to 1378 and encodes 450 amino acids. The record is from RefSeq and is a predicted model, not a curated record.
UAAAAAAUAAAAUUGAUGUAAAAUAAUGAUAUUGACGAUGGAAAUCGAUACUGGUCAAGAUAUCUGUUCAGAUCACCAGGUUGAACAUUUAAGGAACAAUUUGGUCGACCAGGACAUCAACAAUGGUUGUGGAAGUGAAGAAAAUGGUUUAGGAAAUGAAGAACACGUCGAAGCCAUCCUAGAACGCGAUAUAUCACGCCUAGAACAAGAUAUAACAAACCUAGAAUACGGAAUUCUGAACCAUACGACACCAACCCAAAGUGAUAUUACAAAUCUAGAACAAACUCAAGAACCAAAUCAACAAUUAGCCAUAUGCGAAAGUGAUAUAACACAUUCCGAAAUAGAUAUAAAUAAAUUAGACCUAGACGAUAUAACAAGUGAUAUAAAUAAAUUAGAAACCAACGCUGCACAUUCCCAAAGUGUUCAAGAUGAUGAUAGUAGUUUAGAUGUAACUUCUAGUAUGAUAGAUCAUGAUGUAACAAUUGGAUUAGACUAUAAUGGACAUGGUUUGAUUGAGCAAGUUGAUAUAACAAGUUCUAAUACCGAUUUAACCACAUUAGAUCGUGAUAGGACACCUGGUGCUGAUGAUUUGGAUGUUGCAAUGUGUGCUUCAAGUACUAUUAUAUCUUCAAUACAAAAUGCAUCAAGUUUAGGACCAGAUAUAACAUGUUCUAAUGGUGAUAUAACGAAUGGUGAAGGAGAUAGUCAAGAUAUGGUUACUGAAAGCCACUUGGAUCCUAAACCAGGUCAACCUGCAGUUUGUGAACCAGAUGUAUCAACAUGCCCUUCUACUAGUGGUGUCAACAAUAAUAAUUGCGACGAAGUAGACAGCAUUUUCAGUGCAAAUUUAAAUUUGACAAAUAUUUCGGAGCAGGAUUUAUUCAAAGAACGAAUUUAUAGAAGUUUGUGCGUCAGCAAAUCCGUUAACGACAUGGGAGUGCUUUACAGGAAAGGAGAAUUUGAAGCCCAAGGAUCCAUGCUACCACCAGUGCCCUCAUUUUCGUCGCCUCAAAAUGGCGUCCAAUGUCAAAAUGGCGCCCGGAGAAAGACCCCACCUGCAAAGGAAAGUGGUUCUAUAAAAAAAAGUAAACAGAAAUUAACCAACUUAGUUGCCAACGACAUCGAUGGUGAAUUUGCCGAAUUGGCAACUGACGAGACACCAAAUAAUUCCUCGCCAGUGACGUACUCGCCUUUAUGGACAGGGGUGGACGCGAGUUCGGAUAACUCACCUAUGUCAACGCCGGUAAAUAAUUCGAGUGCUCCUCCUCUGCCGCCAAAAUCGAGGAAUCAUAGGCCUUUACAAAGAGUUCCUAAUUCGAAAAGUGCUGUGGUGCCGCCCAAAGUUGAAAGGGCAGAAAACCGCACGCCACUGGUGUAAUUCUGGAAAUAUG